Messenger RNA from Nomascus leucogenys (northern white-cheeked gibbon), 1845 nucleotides. RefSeq names its product zinc finger protein 816-like. The transcript has a single exon. Gene Ontology annotation, molecular function: DNA-binding transcription repressor activity, RNA polymerase II-specific. NCBI's taxonomy places the organism in Eukaryota, Metazoa, Chordata, Mammalia, Primates, Hylobatidae. Gene Ontology annotation, biological process: negative regulation of transcription by RNA polymerase II. The record is from RefSeq and is a predicted model, not a curated record. Bases 211 to 1845 code for a protein of 544 amino acids.
UACAGGCACCCACCACCAUGCCUGGCUAAUUUUUGUAUUUUUAGUAGAGACAGGGUGUUUCUAAACUUUGAAGAUCACAUUUGGGAAUUUUAAAAUAACUAUUGCUUUUUGUGUAAUAUUUACACAUUUCAAUAUUAACUAUUAUUUACCAUCUGUACUUAAUUGGAAACCUAUUGGUCUUUAUAUUUUUUAGAUAGCUCUUUAAAAUCCAUGAUGGAGUUCUUACCAACCGGGCAGGGUAAUACAGGAGAAGAGUUCCACACAGGGACAUUGGAAAGACAUAAAAGUCAUCACAUUGGAGAUUUUUGCUUCCCAGAAAUCAAGAAAGAUAUUCAUCACUUUGAGUUUCAGUGGCAAGAAGUUGAAAGAAAUGGCCAUGAAGCACCUAUGACAGAAACUAAAGAGUUGGCUGGUAGUCCAGACCGAUGUGAUCAAAGGCAUGCUGGAAACAAGCCUAUUAAAGAUCAGCUUGGAGUAAGCUUUCAUUCGCAUUUGCCUGAACUGCACGUAUUUCCAACCGAAGGGAAAAUUAGUAACCAAGUGGACAAGUCUAUCAGUGGUGCUUCCUUACCUUCAACAUCCCAAGGAAUUUCUUGUAGGCUCAAAACCCAUAUUUCUAGUAAGUAUGGGAAAAAUUUCCUCCACUCUUCAGUACUCACACAAAUACAGGAAGUAUGCAUGAGAGAAAAGCCUUGCCAAUAUAAUGAGUGUGGCAAAGCCUUUAAUUAUAGCUCACUCUUUAAGAGACACCACAUAACCCAUUCAAGAGAGAAACGGUAUAAAUGUAAUGUAUGUGGCAAGAUCUUUAAUCAGAAGCGAUGCCUUGCAUGUCAUCAUAGAUGUCACACUGGUGAGAAAACUUACAAGUGUAAUGAGUGUGGCAAGACCUUCAGUCAGAUGUCAUCUUUUACAUGCCAUCAUAGACUCCAUACUGGUGUAAAACCUUACAAGUGUAAUGAGUGUGGCAGGAUCUUCAGUUGGAAGUCAUCCCUUGUAUGCCAUCGUAGACUUCAUACUGGAGAGAAACCUUACAAGUGUAAUGAGUGUGGCAAGACCUUCCACCAGAAGACGUCCCUUCAAUGCCAUCAUACGCUUCACACUGGAGAGAAACCUUACAAGUGUAAUGAGUGUGGCAAGACCUUCCACCAGAAGACGUCCCUUCAAUGCCAUCAUACGCUUCAUACUGGAGAGAAACCAUACAAGUGUAAUGAGUGUGGCAAGACCUUCAGUCAGACGUCAUCCCUUACAUGCCAUCGUAGACUUCAUACUGGAGAGAAACCUUACAAAUAUAAUGAGUGUGGCAAGACCUUCCGUCGAAAUUCAGGCCUUGUAAUUCAUAAGGCAAUUCAUACUGGAGAGAAACCUUACAAGAGUAAUGAGUGUGGCAAGACCUCCCGUCAGAAGUCAUACCUUCAAUGCCAUCAUAGACUUCAUACUGGAGAGAAACUUUACACAUGUAAUGAAUGUGGCAAGAUUUUUAGUAGAAGACAAAACUUUGCACAUCAUCAUAGAAUUCAUACUGGAGAGAAACCUUACAAAUGUGAAGAAUGUGACAAAGUUUUCAGUUGCAAAUCACACCUUGAAAGACAUAGGAGAAUUCACACUGGAGAAAAACCAUACAAAUGUAAGGUUUGUGACAAGGCUUUCUGGAGUGAUUCAUGCCUUGCACAACAUCAGAGAGUUCAUACUGGAGAGAAACCUUACAAGUGCAAUGAGUGUGGCAAAGCCUUUAGUGGGAAGCCAGCACUUACUCACCAUCAGGCAAUCCAUGGUGUAGGGAAACUUUACAAAUGCAAUGAUUCUCACAAAGUCUUCAGUAAUGCUACAGCCAUUGCAGAUCAUUAG